Colletotrichum destructivum is the source of this 2000-nucleotide messenger RNA. RefSeq names its product Putative 6-phosphogluconate dehydrogenase, 6-phosphogluconate-binding protein. Lineage: Eukaryota; Fungi; Ascomycota; Sordariomycetes; Glomerellales; Glomerellaceae. Gene Ontology annotation, molecular function: NADP binding; phosphogluconate dehydrogenase (decarboxylating) activity. The coding region runs from base 513 to 1991 and encodes 492 amino acids. Gene Ontology annotation, cellular component: cytosol. The transcript has 6 exons. Gene Ontology annotation, biological process: pentose-phosphate shunt; pentose-phosphate shunt, oxidative branch. The record is from RefSeq and is a predicted model, not a curated record.
CGUCGUCAAAGCAGCCCUGUCAUUGUCAACAGCCGUACAGAUCGGCCAGUCCCACUUUUCUACAGUUUUUGACGAUGAUUCCCAUUCAACCCCCCAAAGACGAUGAGACCAGAAGAGAGGAAAAGGCUGAAGUUAGCCAUGGGCUUGCCCACUGGCGAAGCUUACGGAGCUUGUGCAGCACCGGGGCGGGUUGGUGGGAGGACGGACUAGACUGGCUGACUGAGAGGACUAAGAGAGGACUCGGAGAAGACUGGGAGUGUGUGCACAUCCUGCGCUUGUCAGGGUGGCCCCUGCCACUAACGCAAACCCCCUACCCCCUCCUACCCCUCCGUCGACCCUCCCCCCUACAAACUUCGUCCGGGUUGACGAAAGCUGCAGCUUCCUGUCUCCUUCUUGACACAUUCCCUAGAGAUAAAUAACUCGACUCUCCCGCAGUCAUCGCAGAAUCGCGUGUUCGAACCUCUCCUCCAUCAAACAACCCCCCACGUUGAACCACCGACACAUCAUUCAUCAUGUCUGGACCUGUCGCUGAUAUGGGCCUCAUCGGCCUGGCCGUUAUGGGUCAGAACAUUAUCCUGAACGCUGCCGACCACGGUUUCACCAUCGCUGCAUUCAACCGUACCGUCUCCAAGGUCGACAAGUUCCUCGCCAACGAGGCCAAGGGCAAGUCCAUUGUGGGCGCUCACUCCAUCGAGGAGUUCGUCUCCAAGCUCAAGAGCCCCCGCCGUGUCAUGCUUCUUGUCCAAGCCGGCAAGGCCGUCGAUGACUACAUUGAGACCCUCAUCCCUCUCCUUGAGAAGGGCGACAUCAUCAUUGAUGGUGGUAACUCUCACUUCCCCGACUCCAACCGCCGCACCCAGUACUGCUCUUCCAAGGGAAUCCGCUUUGUCGGUUCCGGUGUGUCCGGUGGUGAGGAGGGUGCCCGCUACGGCCCUUCCUUGAUGCCCGGUGGUAACGAGGAGGCCUGGCCUUACCUCAAGGACCUCUUCCAGUCCAUCAGCGCCAAGAGCGACAACGAGCCCUGCUGCGACUGGGUUGGUGACGAGGGUGCUGGCCACUACGUCAAGAUGGUUCACAACGGUAUUGAGUACGGUGACAUGCAGCUCAUCACUGAGGCCUAUGACAUCCUGAAGCGUGGUCUUGGUCUCUCCAGCAAGGAGAUUGGUGAUGUCUUCGCCAAGUGGAACAAGGGUGUCUUGGACUCUUUCCUCAUUGAGAUCACCCGUGACAUCAUGUACUUCAACGACGACGAUGGCACUGCUCUCGUCGAGAAGAUCCUCGACAAGGCUGGCCAGAAGGGUACCGGCAAGUGGACUGCCGUCAACGCUCUUGACCUCGGCAUGCCCGUCACCCUUAUCGCUGAGGCUGUCCUUGCCCGCUGCUUGUCCGCCAUCAAGGAGGAGCGCACCAAGGCUUCUACCCUUCUUUCGUACGUGGGCCGCAACAGCAAGUUUGAGGGCAACAAGGAGCAAUUCAUCGACGAUCUCGAGCAGGCUCUGUACGCCUCCAAGAUCGUCUCUUACGCCCAGGGCUUCAUGCUGAUGCAGGAGGCCGCCAAGGAGUACGGCUGGAAGCUCAACAAGCCCUCUAUCGCCCUUAUGUGGCGCGGUGGCUGCAUCAUUCGCUCCGUCUUCCUCAAGGACAUCACCAACGCCUACCGCAACAACCCCGACCUUGAGAACCUUCUCUUCGACGACUUCUUCAACAAGGCUAUCCACACUGCCCAGCCCGGCUGGAGAGACGUUGUCUCCAAGGCCGCGCUUCUCGGAAUCCCAACCCCGGCCUUCUCCACCGCUCUGUCCUGGUUCGACGGUUACCGCACUAAGGACCUCCCUGCCAACCUUCUCCAGGCCCAGCGUGACUACUUUGGCGCACACACCUUCCGUGUCAAGGAGGAGCAGGCUAACGAGAAGUACCCUGCGGGUCAGGACAUCCACGUUAACUGGACUGGCCGCGGAGGUAACGUCUCUGCUUCUAACUACAACGCAUAAAUGGUUUCC